Zymoseptoria tritici IPO323 is the source of this 1704-nucleotide messenger RNA. RefSeq lists its product as uncharacterized. The transcript is spliced from 3 exons. Lineage: Eukaryota; Fungi; Ascomycota; Dothideomycetes; Mycosphaerellales; Mycosphaerellaceae. Bases 1 to 1704 code for a protein of 567 amino acids. The record is from RefSeq and is a predicted model, not a curated record.
AUGCAACGCCAUGUCUCUUUCAUCUUCUCGUUGUUCGACCAUGCUCUUUGUAUCGCCAUACUCUUCGUUUCUACGACAUCACAAGCUCGUCCUUCUCGAACCGUUGCGGCCGCAAACCCGCCAUCACCACAACAGUCCACUAUCCCACCACGGAGAAAGCCCGUCUUUCCUCCUCUGCCGCCCGCGAGACCAACUUCUUCCGGAUCCUCCUUCCUCAAGAAGCUAAGUUUCAGCGGCAAGUCUCCUUCCCGGAACGGAAGCGUCUCGUCCAACAGCUCCCAAGCAUCCACCCGAUCCCGUCCUUCCACUCCAUCCCGCAUCCGCCGCGCAUCGAACGACAUCGCCAAGAACUUGACUCUGCUCACUCUCCCAGCUAGCUCCCGCACGACCUACCUCUCGGAGCAAUCCGCUGCUCGCGAAGAAGAUCUCGAGAAGGACCGUACUGCCAAUCCCAACCUUCGACCACGAUUUCAGCGUGACUUCCUCGAGUGGCGAGCACGGAAAGAGGGCAUCUGGGACGACGACAAGGGUGUGCAGGAUCUCGUCGGCAUGUCGAUGACUGCCGAGGAGCGCAGACUUGCCGUCCAGGCUGCUUUGCAGGGGCGAGGAAGCGGUGGUGAUGUCCGAUGGAGUGCCGAGGAAGAGAUCGACAGGCUGAAGAAGUCGGGUCAUCUUCCUGGCCAGAAGGAGACUUCGUCGAGCGGCGGAGGUCACACGGCUAGUGAAGAGAUUGCCAUGUUCCUCGCACGCGGCUUGGAUCCCUUGCGCAAGAAGGAUGGCAACAAGAAAGACUCGAAAUCGAUAUCACCAUACCGCUUUCAUUCCGACCUUCCAUUUGAAGAAUGGGAUCAAGAGGAUGGCGAAGACGACCUUCCAUCCAACUAUGGCGAUCGCAAAGACAGUCAUCCAUUCUCCAUCUCCUCUUUCUCAGCUUCGUCAUCGUCAGAAUCCGAACUUGAGCUGCAGCCACCACAAGUGAAUAUAUUGGGAGAUCCAGUAGUCGUCGCCAAAGCAUACGUCAAGCUCUCCAAGACAAGAAAGAUUGGUCGACUGAGGGACACGGUCUAUUCGGAUCCCGGCAACCCGUUCGACGGAGAGAGUGACAUUGACGAGGCAGAUAUUGGAAUGGCCGGUGUCGGAAGAGAGAUCACUCCAGCGGAGCAGAAAAAUAAUUCAGCCAAAGACGAGACGCCACCUCCGCCGCUUGACUUUUGGAGGGAGAUUUGGCCAAGCCAAUCAAGGUUGUCGAAGAGAAGGGGAGUACUCCAAAUAAACACCAAGGAGAGGAGGAGUCACGAAGACGGGAAGAAGGUCCGCCAGUUCAAGAGGAAAAGUGCUGCGUCGUCCUCCUCGGACGACUAUGACGACGCUGGUCCUCCAUCCGGGUUCUGGAGAGGUCAAAGCAGCGUGAAGGUCAGGGAGAGGCCUGAGAUGCAAACCCGACAGGAAGUCGAGGAAUCGAGAGGCCGAAAGCGCGGUCCCAGAGAUGGAGGCGAGACCGUCAUCCACGCUCCCACUCCCAAGCGAUCGGGCACGCCGGCCUUGAUUCGAGAGCACUCCCUUCCGUUGUUUCCUGAGGACAAGAAAGAGAUGGGAGACAGGAACGCGAAAGAGGACGACGAGAACAGAGAUAACAGAGAUACCCGUUUCUACAAGUUCUACUCCGGCGUGCUGGGAGAAUACACUGUACAGACUCCAAGGUAA